AUGAGAAAAAAAAAUUUGGAGGAAAAUGACAAGUUGCUAAAAAAAAAAAAUAUUGUAAAUUAUGAUUACGACUCGGAUUACGAUGUAGAGUUAAGGAAGGCGAAGAGGAAGGAGGAUCCCAUGAAUAAGUAUUUGGCUGACACGAAGGAGCAGCCAGCAAAGGCCAUGUGUCGGUAUCAGUCUCCCUAUAACAGGUUCAACAUCCUCGCCGGCUACAGGUGGGACGGCGUUGUGCGCGGAAAUGGUUUUGAAAAGAGGAGAUUCGAGGCGCUCAAGCUGAAGCAGCAUCGGGACAAAGUGGCCUACCUGAACAACGUGUCGGACUUGUGA
Plasmodium cynomolgi strain B is the source of this 330-nucleotide messenger RNA. RefSeq lists its product as hypothetical. The coding region runs from base 1 to 330 and encodes 109 amino acids. Gene Ontology annotation, molecular function: RNA binding. Gene Ontology annotation, biological process: mRNA splicing, via spliceosome. The record is from RefSeq and is a predicted model, not a curated record. Gene Ontology annotation, cellular component: RES complex; U2-type spliceosomal complex. NCBI's taxonomy places the organism in Eukaryota, Apicomplexa, Aconoidasida, Haemosporida, Plasmodiidae. The transcript has a single exon.